Messenger RNA from Chondrus crispus (carragheen), 927 nucleotides. RefSeq names its product Translation initiation factor eIF3, subunit G. Gene Ontology annotation, cellular component: cytoplasm; eukaryotic translation initiation factor 3 complex. Lineage: Eukaryota; Rhodophyta; Florideophyceae; Gigartinales; Gigartinaceae. Gene Ontology annotation, molecular function: translation initiation factor activity; RNA binding. The transcript has a single exon. The record is from RefSeq and is a predicted model, not a curated record. Bases 1 to 927 code for a protein of 308 amino acids.
AUGGCGGCCACUGACUCACUAAGCGGACCGGCUGGCAUGGGUGGGGAUUGGGGCGAGGACGUUGACUACCCGGUUUCCGGCGGAAUCCCUCCGCAAGAAGUCAAACAAAACAACGAUGGCACCAAGACCGUGAUCGACUACGGAAUGAGCGAGGACGGAUAUCUCUCGAAAACCAUAACAGUGGUCAAGGUCGAAAAGGUCUCUAAGACGGUGUCGAAAGCAGUAGCGGCGCGCAAAAAGUGGGCAAAGUUCGGUGACAGCGCCGGCAAAGGCGCGGGGCUUGAAAAAGGUAUCACGACGGUAUCCAUCGACGAGAUCAACGUAGAGUGGGUGGACAACGAAGAUGCCGGGGAGGAGGAGGAGGAGGAGGCUGACUUUGCGGAGAUCGCCGCGCGGGACAUUCAGUCGCGCCUCAAGAUGGAGCGUUUCCGUAGACGACAGGAGGAGCGCAAAAUGGGUGUGGCGAAUUGGGCGCAGCUCAUGUCCAUUGAAGCCGCUGCGAAGAACCCCAACGCCGGGCCAGCACCCGGGUUGCGCGAGGGUGGCUCCACUGGGGGCGGGAACAAGUAUGUACCGCCGUCGAAGCGUGGCGGAGCCGGAGCGGCUACUGUUGGGGAGAGCAUGUACUCGAGGGAUGAUUCGGCGACGGUGCGGAUUAGUAAUGUUAGUCGAAACACGGAAGAGGCGGAUCUCGAGGAAUUGUGCAAGAACUUUGGUCCCAUCAGGCGCAUUUUUCUCAGCCGCGAUCGCGAAACUAGGGAGAGCAAGGGAUUCGCGUUUGUGGCGUUUGUUAAUAGCUCGGACGCGGCUACUUGCAUUGCAAGACUAGACGGGUAUGGAUACGAUCACCUCAUUCUUUCGGUGGAAUGGUCAAAACCGAAGGAACCCCGAGACGGCGAGGCACCGCGGCAUUCGUUCGCUCGUUAG